This is a messenger RNA of Hypomesus transpacificus, 1538 nucleotides long. RefSeq names its product isoaspartyl peptidase/L-asparaginase. The record is from RefSeq and is a predicted model, not a curated record. NCBI's taxonomy places the organism in Eukaryota, Metazoa, Chordata, Actinopteri, Osmeriformes, Osmeridae. The coding region runs from base 73 to 1011 and encodes 312 amino acids. The transcript has 7 exons. Gene Ontology annotation, molecular function: asparaginase activity.
AAAAACCACUCCGGUCUUGAAGCGUUAGGAUUGCGGAGCCUGCGAAUGUGAAUAGCACAAGCGUACAGUGGGAUGAGUGCCGUGAUAGUCGUCCAUGGUGGAGCUUGGGCCAUACCAGACGAUCUGGCCCAGGCGUCGGUAGCGGGGGUCAAGGCCGCCGCCCGGAGGGGUUUCCUGGCCAUGAAAACGGGAGCCAGUGCUCUGGAGGCCGUGGAGCUGGCGGUGAGGACCAUGGAGGACGACCCAGUGUUUGAUGCAGGUCACGGGGCGGUGCUGAAUGCUGAUGGAGAGGUGGAGCUGGAUGCCAUCAUCAUGGACGGCAGGACCCUCGCUGCCGGAGCCGUGUCUUGCGUGAGGAACAUCCCCAACCCGGUCUCUCUGGCGAGGGCUGUGAUGGAAAAGACCGACCACGUCAUGCUCACAGACAGAGGUGCCAACCGAUUCGCUCAGAGCAUAGGCAUCCAGGAAGUGUCCCCGGAGAGCCUCGUCACAGAGCAGGAGCGGAGGGAGUGGGAAAAGAACAGGAAGUACUCCAGCGGAGUGAAGGACCUCUUUAACUCCCAGUGGGGACAUGACACUGUAGGUGCUGUCGCUCUGGACUGCUCUGGGAACGUUGCCUGUGCAACGUCAACUGGUGGGAUACGAAACAAAAUGGUCGGCAGAGUAGGAGAUUCCCCUGUCAUUGGCUCGGGGGGCUAUGCUGAUAACCUGAGCGGAGCCGCAUCUUGUACCGGCCAUGGAGAAUCCAUCCUGAGAGUCACUCUGGCCAGACUCAUCCUGUUCCACAUGGAGCAAGGUAAAGGCACCGCCGAAGCUGUGAACGUUUCUCUGACCUACAUGGGCGAGCGGGUCCGAGGAGGAGGUGGGGCCAUAGCGGUCUCUCGUACGGGGGAUUGGGCCGCCAGGUUCACCACAGAGAGGAUGGCUUGGGCAGCCCUGGAGGAGGAGCGUCUGACCUAUGGGUUAAACCCAGGGGAAGCCUUUAAAGAGCCUGUGAACAUGCUUAACUGAAGGAGAGGUUGAUGCUGUGAAAAACAUUCUCCAUCUUUCUCUGGCAUCGAGUUGUUAAUAUAUGGGUCUCUGUGGAUCAUGAUUGACUCUCACUAACCUUUAUUUAACAUUGUUGAAAGGUUAACUGUCCCAAAACUGGACCAUCUAAUUUUAGAUACAUUAAAUAUGGUACUUAGUAGUGUGAAUGUAUGUACUUUCAAAGGUUUGAUGAGAAAUGUUUUUAAGGACUUCUCAGACACCAGUGGGAUGUGAGAAAUGUGCGGUUGAGUAAACUAACCCUGUUUUAUUCCACAUUCUCUUUAUAGUUUAAAUAAAUAUUCUCUCAUCCGACCUUUUAAUGAUUUGAAAGUGAUUGUACAGCCUUUUCCUAGCCUAAUGAACUAACCCCUGCAGAGUUUAAUACUAAUUAACAUUUUGGAUUGUUUGAUCAAUAGGGAUUGGGUCUAGCAGGGGUAGAGACUAUAUCUUCAUCCCUGUGUCAACUGUGGAUGGAAAACAGAUAAAAAAAGUUUUAUGCCAGAUUUUGU